AUGAACCAUGUGUUACUGUCACCGUUUACAGAUUCAGAAAAUAGCAAGACAUUGAACUCUUUAUCUCCGGCAGAUUUCAUAUCCAGCCUAAGCUCAAAUUUGGGAAAAGGCGCAACAUCAACCCGACUGGUUGACAGCGAUGCAACCGUGAACUUCUAUAAUAGCUCCAAUGAUCGUGGAGAUAUAUGGGUCACUCCAGAUAGAAGAACUGUUGAGUGGUGCGUGGAUGAUCAAUGUAUUAGGAGAUUUCACUAUGAUAACGACGUGAUCAAGGCCAACUUUGUGGAUUUCGCGACCUGCAAUGACUGUUUAGUGAUUGUAUUGCAAGACAUGGCACAUGUGUACUAUAUAGCAAAGGGUGAUUCAACCACUGUUUGCUUCCCGUUCCCGGUGUCCAAUGCAUUUUGGUGUCUCCAGGGUAUAGUGCUUGAAAGAAAGCUACCGGGAAACGUUGAGUUUUAUGAUUUAUCGGAUCUCGAUAUUCAGCAUAGGUUCAUCACCUUGUCGGAUCCGAUGGCGCCAUUCGGACAUAUAGAGUUCUCAAAUAAAGAAAAAGACGGCAAGAGUUUCAAAAAACUGCAGAACCUAAGCAUGUUGGCUUUUCCCAGUGGGGAAAACUAUCAUAUUGCAGUACUAUUUGAUCAUGUGGAACUUAAGCUACACUUUUAUUACACUCAAUUGCGUUUAAAUUCCAAAAAUAAUGACUCGGCCAGUACCGUUUUAAAUUCUCCAGACAGCAGAAAAGAGUCGCGUUUAGAUAAUGUUAGCUCUGUAAGCAACAGCACUAAAAAUUUGCGAAAGGUAUCAAUACUUAACAGGAGAGCUGCAUCCGUUAAUAUGACUCAGGAUAUCAAUGAUUCCUCCGUGUUAUUGCCAUCAGGAAAAAAAAAUCAAGAUUCUCAACCGCUACCGCCGUCCCAUUCAUAUCCUCAUAAUACUCGUAGAACUGCUUCGGCGACUUUGGAUCGUAUGAGUGGUGCAACUUCUAUGGCUGCAGCAUCUCCUAAUAUUGACUUUUCUCUGAAUCAAAAUCAGCAAAACUUACAGCCCUCCCAUAUGCCAGCUCAAACUCAAAUGCACAUUCAACAUCAGGGACAACAAUUUGAUCAGCAUCAAAAUCAAAUUGAAUCUCUAAGUCAGGCUAUAACGUCUAAAGCUGACGUUACUUUGACAAAAAUUUCAUCAAUGACGUUGCCACAUCGUAUCUCAAAUGAUCCAUCCAUCAAGUUGAAAUGCAUCCCUAUAAGAUUUGAGGAUAAAGAAGGAAUUGCAAUUUUUGAUCCCAAAACUCGUUUUUCCAAGAUUUGGCUGAUAGAUUUACUUCCUGAGAUAAUUAAUUCGAUAUCCUUUAAAGUUUAUGGUAAUUCACCACCAAAUUUGAUCAGAUUAUUGAGUUUUAAUGUUGAUGGAGUCAUUACUGAUAUUUUUCCCUACAUAUCAAGUUUUUUAUGUGGCACUUUGGCUAUCGUUUUUGAAUCACACAACGAGUUGUGUCUUUACAAUCCUUUCAUAGAUCUUUCUUCUCCAAAAGAAGCUUUGAAUGAGAGGAUAUGUUUCAUAUCUGAAAAGCGAAUGGUAAAGAACAAAUUUCAACCGACGGGGAUAGUCCCCGAAUACCCAAAAAAAGAUUUACAAUGCUUACCGACUCUUUUUCCAUUACCCAAAAGGAGUUUGGUCAAACAUUGUUUCGGUGCAAUGAAAUGGAUUUGCUCACCUAUAGUCUUAUUUUCUGUAAUAUUUUCAUGGCAAUCCUUAAUGAGCAAGUCACAGCCAGAAAGAAAAAUCGAUAUCUCUGGGUCUGAAUUUUCUGCUUUUUCCACUGUCUUUGAACUACUCAUUUUAAAAUCAGAGAAGGAAAACUGUGAGCUUGAAAAAACAAAUGGUACACAAGCAUUUAAAUACCUUGAUAAGCUGGACUUGAAAACAUAUCUACCAAAGAUUAUUAUGGGGUUGCACCUUAUUAGAGAAGAACUUUGCCUUAAUAUUUUAUGCAAAGAUGAUAUCACUCGGUUGGGAGAUUUUUUAUCAUUCUUUACAAGUAAAAUGAAUUGGCCUUUAUCUUGGAGAGAAUAUUAUGGAUCACAAAAUUACUCUGCCGAUGAUAUCGAACCACUAAUAGGAGUUUUUGCUCAUCCCUUAGAUGAACCGCCAUCAAUUAUGCGAUCGUUAUACAGUAUCACUGAAAACAGUUAUCUUUCAGUGACGCCAUUCAUCAGCUUUUCCAGACUAGUUGAAAUGGAUUCAGAGAUAGAUCAAAUUGUAACACCACAAAGCUACAAGAUACUAAGAUUAUAUGAGAUGAUACGAGCUCCUAAUUACUCCGAUCAGUUUUUAUUGGAAGUUUUGACAAAUCUGAAGAUUGAAAAAGAAGAUAUUGAACUUUACCCUAUUGGUAUUAUAACUCCUUUGAAAAAAAUGCUGCAAAGAGUUGAAGACAGAUUAUCACAGGCUGGUUCCAGUGUUAAUUUAUCUGUGAUCAAAAGGCAUGAUCUCAAAAGAUAUGUUGGAGCUAUCAAACAUAUCGCAAACGAAAUUGAAAUAGCAUUUGAAAAUAAUGCCCAAAUAUCAAAAAUUGUACCUGGCGGGUUCAAAAAUUAUUCCAUGUCCAAACCUAGAGAUAUUUUUACCAUAUUGUCUGAUGUGGUAAAGAGCAGUCGUCAUUUUAAUACCGAAAAAGGAUUAGUGACUGACAAUUUUCAAUAUACGGAUGAUUUCGACGAAGGGCAUACUUUAAAGUCUAACGCAGCUCUCAUUUUCAGCGAAGACCGAAGGUUUAACGAUGCUCUUACGCUCCUCAUAUAUUACAAGCCUCAUAAUGUCCAGUUCUUUUCAGUUGCCUCUGAUUAUAGAAAAAUACUGAAACAGAAAAAGAAUAUCGCAAGAAUCCUUUCAAUAAGGACCUGUCUCUCUGGUUUGGGUUUAGGUGCUGUAACCUAUUCAACAGAGAAACCAUUGGCAACUCAAAAAUGGAUGAAACCGCAACUCAAUUUUACUUACCUUUUUCCAGAUGGCACUAAAAUAUCUAUGGAAUAUACUGAAUUAGAUAAAGAAAUUUUAGAUUGGGGAGAGUUUCAUGGUGGUGUGAGUUCUGGAUUGAGAAUAUCUCGGAAAGCAAAGGGCAUUAAUGGCAGCUGGAUAGCCUUUAAUAAUCCUAAGGUUUUGGAUGCACAGCAGGGGGGCUUCUUACUCGGACUUGGUCUCAAUGGGCAUUUGAGAGGAUUAGAAGAGUGGCAUGUUUACAACUACCUAAGUCCCAAAAAGACGCAUGUGAGUAUCGGUUUAUUAUUAGGAAUGAGUGCAAGUAUGAAAGGAACAAUGGAUUUAAAACUUACAAAGGUAUUGAGCGUGCAUAUAGUCGCGUUACUGCCACCUGGAUCUAGUGAUCUUAAUAUUAAUUUGAAAGUACAGACAGCAGGAAUUAUUGGAAUCGGCCUACUUUAUUUAAUGUCGCAUCAUAGAAGAAUGAGUGAGCUCUUAUAUUCGCAGCUUACUUCACUCAUCAUCGUUAAUGAUGAACAGGUGUGCGAUGAAAGCUACAGGAUAGCUGCAGGUAUUUCUCUGGGGUUAAUCAACUUAGGAUCAGGCGAGAACUUUAACUCAAUUAAGAGGGGGCCUAAUAUGACAGAUCAAGAUGAAUCUUUGGAACAAAUAUCUACCAGUAAAACUGGUCCGGAUGAAAAACUUAUUAACGGAUUGCUUCAGAUACUUACCGAAUGUCAUGAUUCAGAGCAAGACUGGAUUCCGGAAAACUCACAAAUAAGCGCUGCUAUCGCACUAAUUCUGAUUUUUUUGAAGACUAAAAACCAUUCAAUUGCAAAUACAAUUAGGCCAAAUCUAAAAUCGAUGCAUAUGAAUUUCCUUCCACAUAUUUUUAUGUAUCGAGAAAUGGCUUUCCAUAUGAUCAUGUGGCAAACUAUCGGAAAGGAUCUAGAUUAUCUGUUGGAAGGGCUAGAAGAUCACAUCGAACCUAAUGUGAAUACUGAUAAUUUACCAACUUACUACAUAAUAUCAGCACGGGCUUUAUCAAUGGGUAUCAAGUAUGCUUCCACUGGCAAUUUGGAUAUGAGGAAUGUACUUAUACACUUGAUCGAUAGGUUUUUACCUUUUUACCAAUAUCCCGGUGAUAACAGGCUCGACUUUAGAUUAACAAUUAUUGGGAUUAACGUGCUAGUGAACGUAUUACUAGUUUCUGUAAGCUUAAUUAUGUGUGGAUCUGGUGAUUUACAGGUAUUUCGACGUAUAAGGUACUUACAUGAGGUAGUGUCCGGCAAACACUCUGACUUGUUUAAAUCCUAUAGAGGAACACAGAAAAACAAAAAGAAAGUCAGAAAAUCAUCUAGGAGGAGUGCAUCAAGUGGUAGAGAAUUUGCAGUUGAUGAUAUGGAUAUCGAGGUAGAAGAAGAUGAUGUAGAAUUAGAACGACAACACCAAGGAAACGAUACUGGAGAAGAAGACGAAGAAAAUGAAGAAUACAUUGAAGAAGAGUCUGCCUUUGCCCCAGGAGAAAACUCCGAAUCUCUUUCAGAUGAAGGUAGCGAGCGAGAUGAAGAUACUACAGGUUUAGGUUCACAAGGCAAUGAUAAGAAAGAUGAUGAGAACCAUUAUGCCAAGUUUCUUGCUUCUACCAUGUCAUUAGGCUUUCUUUUUUUUGGGUCAGGGCAAUACGCUCUAAGGACUUCAGACCAUGAAAGCAUCUCAUACUUAAUUAUUUCGACAUUACCCACGUACAUGUCAACACCUCCAUUACAGGAGACAAAAUACUUUUGGAGUAUGGCUGUGGAACCCCGGUGUCUCAUGUUCAGAGAUGCGAAAACCGAAAUGCCCAUAAACGAUGUAUUUUUUCAGCUGAAAGCCUGCUUCAACGAGGAUAUUUUGGAGGAAAAGAACCUCAAAGCACCUUGCUUACUUCCUGAUAUAAGAAAGAUACAAUCUUUGAAAGUCUCUGAUCCUAAUUACUAUCCACUUGAAAUAUCCUUUGGAGAGAAGCUUAAGGCAACCGACUUUUUCAAGACUGGUAGUAUCGUGUAUAUUCAACGUCGAGAACAAAGUAAUCUCGCAGAUUAUGGUUCCAACAUUGAGUCAACCCAGAGUGUUACAAAUAUCCAGGAGGCAUUAAGAAAAAAGAUGGAAAACAAUUCGCAGACUGUGGGCAACAAGGAAUGCUACUCGAAUAUUGGAGACAAAUUAAUGGAGGAUUUGAAUCUCAAUGACACAACCAUGAUAGAACUGGAGACACUUACCAAUGAAAGGGACGUAUUCACUAAUGAUACGCGUACAUAUGAUCUGGAUAUGUUAUGUUCAGAUGCUAAUAGUGGUGACAUAUCAGAAUUCCAUUUGGAGAUAUGGAGGAAAAAACAUUGUGCAUGA
Molecule: messenger RNA, 5367 nt
Organism: Zygotorulaspora mrakii
Lineage: Eukaryota; Fungi; Ascomycota; Saccharomycetes; Saccharomycetales; Saccharomycetaceae
Gene: APC1
Product: anaphase promoting complex subunit 1
Exons: 1
Coding region: 1-5367 (1788 amino acids)
Biological process (GO): anaphase-promoting complex-dependent catabolic process; metaphase/anaphase transition of mitotic cell cycle; protein K11-linked ubiquitination
Cellular component (GO): anaphase-promoting complex
Molecular function (GO): molecular adaptor activity
Source: RefSeq, a predicted model, not a curated record